CAGUCUGCUAACAUUGAAAGACCCAAUAUGAAAUACCGGGACAGCUUCAUAUUUUACUUGUAAUCUCGAAGUCAGAGCGACAGAUAACUUGUAGAUGUCACGUGGUAACGUACUAGAAACAACCGACAUUCACUUGCAUUCAGCUCAGCUUCUCGCAGGCUCACGACACAGACCUCCAGCUAAGUAUCCCAGUAGACAGUGAUUGCAGAUAUGGCAGAUACAGCUCCAAACAGCAUCCUGAAGAUUGUUAUCAUCUCCGGUCUUGUAAUUUCUGCUCUUAAAGUAUCCCAUGAUGCUGUUCAAGAUACUUUCAAAAAUUUGGACAAGGAUCACGAUGGCAUACUGCACGAGAAGGAAUUCUUUUCUUUUUUUGACUCCAUCGACACAAACGGGGAUGAUUUUUUGAGUCAUGACGAGUUUACAGGUGCUGAAGAAGCUACCUUAAAAGAGAAAACCAUCGCCAUCUUUAACUUUUACGACAGGCUUGAUGGAACUGUAGACCAAAGAGUUUCUCGAAAACUUCCACACAUCAUGUUUAGCCGUCUAGACCAUGACGGAAACGGUGAAAUCCCGUAUUCGGAAUAUCAACACUCCUACCCACUGUUUCAAAAAGAGUUGGUAAGGGAGCUGGAGCACACUUUCGGACAUCAAUUUGACGAAGAACACUAACUGCAGGAAGGACAAAUAACAGUUUGAAUGUUUAAAACGUUGAUGUAGCUUUUAGCUCUGUGCGUUUAACUGAUGUGUUGGAAAGGUGAAGCGACUUUUAAUAAUAAAUGAACAGUUUCUGGAUCCUU
This is a messenger RNA of Pomacea canaliculata, 797 nucleotides long. RefSeq lists its product as uncharacterized. The coding region runs from base 211 to 669 and encodes 152 amino acids. The record is from RefSeq and is a predicted model, not a curated record. Gene Ontology annotation, molecular function: calcium ion binding. NCBI's taxonomy places the organism in Eukaryota, Metazoa, Mollusca, Gastropoda, Architaenioglossa, Ampullariidae. The transcript is spliced from 6 exons.